Molecule: messenger RNA, 1326 nt
Organism: Lasiodiplodia theobromae
Lineage: Eukaryota; Fungi; Ascomycota; Dothideomycetes; Botryosphaeriales; Botryosphaeriaceae
Product: Arrestin (or s-antigen) n-terminal domain protein
Exons: 1
Coding region: 1-1326 (441 amino acids)
Biological process (GO): ubiquitin-dependent endocytosis
Cellular component (GO): plasma membrane; cytosol; cytoplasm
Molecular function (GO): ubiquitin protein ligase binding; protein-macromolecule adaptor activity
Source: RefSeq, a predicted model, not a curated record
AUGCCAGGCCUUUUGCACUUCCCCAUCCCGCGGAGGACCGACUCCAGCUCCCCGCCGCCCUACGAGCUCGACCACCACGACUCCAAGAUCCUGGCCAAGGUCAUCAAGCGUGCAACCUCGCCCAGCCGCGCUAACAUGGAUGCCUUCAAGCGCCACAGCCUCGGUGGCCGCCACAAGUCUGAGCGGAAGAGCGCCACCAAGCUGGACACCGCAAAGCCCGCCAAGAUGAACCUGCUCGUCGAGUCUCCUCCGAUCGUCCUGUACAACAGCCCGCAGAACUCCACCGGCGCCAUCUUCUCCGGCCAGCUCCUCGUCGAUGUCACCGAGCCCGAGAUCACCAUCGAGAAGUUCGAGAUGAAGCUGCUGGCCACCAGCACCACCAAGGAGCCCGUUGUCAAGCAGUGCGCCGACUGCACCUCGCAAACCACCGAGCUGAAGCAGUGGACCUUCAACCAAGGUCAGCUGAUCCUGAACAAGGGCGAGCACCAGUUCCCCUUCAGCUACCUGGUCCCUGGCCACCUCCCCGCCUCGACCAACAACCCCCUCGUCGUCCUCGACUACCACCUUGCUGCCGAGGCCACCACCUCCUCCGGCGAGGUCAUUACUUUUGGCCGCAGCAUCAUCAUCAAGCGCGCCAUUCUGCCCGCCAACGACAAGCACUCCGUCCGCAUCUUCCCUCCCACCAACCUGACUGCUUCCGUCACUCUGCCCAACGUUGUCCACCCCAUUGGAGACUUCAACGUGGAGAUGCGCAUGUCUGGCCUGGUCGAGGAGAAGAGGGACAAGUCCACCACCCGCUGGAAGCUCCGCAAGCUCAACUGGCGCAUCGAGGAGCACACCAAGUUUGUCUCGCCUGCUUGCCCCAAGCACGUUUCCAAGGUCGGUGGUGAAGGCAAGGGUAUCAUCCACGAAGACACCCGUGUCAUUGGCUCGGACGACGUCAAGCACGGCUGGAAGACCGAUAUUCAGAACGACACCAUUGAAGUCGAGUUCCAGGCCAUGGUCAACCCGCUCAUGAAGCCCGCUUGCGACGUUCAGGCUGAGAACGGCCUGGAGGUCAAGCACAACCUUGUCGUCGAGAUGGUCGUUGCCGAGGAGUGGGCUCCUGACAACAAGCCUACUCAGGUUACGCCUACUGGUGCCGCCCGUGUACUGAGAACCCAAUUCAACCUCGUCCUCACCGAGAGAGCAGGCCUUGGAAUCUCGUGGGACGAAGAGCAGCCACCUCUAUACGAUGAAAUCCCAGCCUCACCUCCCGUGUAUAACGAGGAGUUGACUGUUCGCGAUCUGGAAGAGAUCGAACGCCUUUCGCUAAACCACUCUUAA